Drosophila simulans is the source of this 1115-nucleotide messenger RNA. Its product is annotated as protein trunk. Lineage: Eukaryota; Metazoa; Arthropoda; Insecta; Diptera; Drosophilidae. Bases 357 to 1061 code for a protein of 234 amino acids. The record is from RefSeq and is a predicted model, not a curated record. Gene Ontology annotation, molecular function: signaling receptor binding. The transcript has a single exon.
UUUCGGCUAUUAUGUUGGAUAGUCGAAGAAACUGGAGCCCACUUGAGUAGCGAAACUUACCUUAUGAUGACAAUUUUAUUAUGACUUCAAAUAUUUAGACCCAUCUUUUAUAGUUUAAUAUAAAAAAAAAACUUUAAAUUUAUCCAAAGUUUAGAAUGCGUUUUAGUUAUAUAUAUGAAUAAAUUUAAUUUAUAAUCUUUCGCAAUGACACUGAAAUUAAAAUCCUUCUUUUCAUUGAAUUGGCUGUUAUUACUUUAGUACCGAAAUAAGUUACAGUGUAGGGAGCAACGAUAACUGCUGUAAUCACGAUAAAUCAGUUGCUACUACUGGUGUAGUAGCCCUGUUUUUAGCCAGCCAUGUUUCUGCGAAUACUGUGUCCAAUUAUGAAAUCCCAAAGUGAACUGGCCAUUGUGCUCACUUGGUUGGCAGUUCUUGGCACGGCUCAAGAUGAUGCCGAUUACUGCGCCGAGCUAUCCACGCAGUCGCUGGCCAAAAUUCUGGGACAGGCAUUCAAUCCGCGCUACAUGAGCAUCGAUCCGCCGGGCGAGCCAGAGGAGAAGAGCUAUCAUCUGGGCUACAAGCGUUCGUCGUACGAGCUGCCAUUCUAUGCGGACAGUGACGCGAUUUCAGUUAGCCACUUUCCCGCCUGGGAGACCAACCACUUUGCGCUGGUGGAGAAGAAGGAGCCACCGAGGAGCAAGAGCCUGCGCACGAGGAGCGCGUUCAUGGAUCGUGUGGGACAUCCGAGAAUCGAUGGGUUCAAGCAGCGGCCGUGGGAGUGCUCCUCGAAGAUCAACUGGAUUGACUUAGGCUUAAAUUACUUUCCACGCUAUAUCCGUUCGAUCGAGUGUAUUGCCAGAAAAUGUUGGUAUGAUCACUUUAAUUGCAAGCCAAAAUCAUUUACAAUAAAAGUACUGCGCCGUAAAACUGGCUCAUGCAUUCGAAUAAACGAUAAAUUGAUUUUGAUCACCGCAGAGAAGUUUGAGAAUGAUUAUACGCAGCUCUGGAUUUGGGAAGAAAUAGCGGUUAACUUUUGCUGUGAAUGUGUUAUGCUAUACUAGUAGCGCCAUUUAAUCAAGAUUUAAUUAAUAUACACGUUUAAAAUGUCAACAAAA